UCCACCUCUUAAGCUCCGUUGAGACUUGAGCCACCACACCCCAAUGUAUCUAUCUGUCGUCAAUACCUAGGGAAUCGAUUUCUCUUUAAAAUCUAAUCUAAUCUAAUCUACUCUGGCUAUUGUAUCGCGGAUUCAUGGCGCCAAUGAAGCUCAAGCAGGCAUCCAACACCACUACUCAAACGCUUACCGGCACCGCCUCGCAGGAUGCUAGGCUUCUCGUCCGUGAGACGCUGCGGAUCAGCGCUAAUCUCGCGUCAGCGGCUCCUUCAUCUUCAUCCGCUAUGGUUGCGGCGGAGAGUAUUGGAUUGAGACCCGAGGCAGUGAAUUUUGGUUUACUGGACGAACAAUUUGUCGAUUCCACCAUGAGAUUGAUUUGCUACGAAGAGGUGGAUGGACGCCGGUGGAAAUACCUCGCCGAUAACGGCGAGACAAAGAAACUGAGAAAUGGAUCAUCAAUUCGUACUGUCAGUUUGCAAACUCCCAAGGCCCCUGUUGAUGAACUGCUGUCAUUUGUAAGAUCAUACGUGGUACCAGAAGGUUUUCCAGAAAGCGUUACCUCGUCUUACGUGCCUUACAUGACAUGGAGGGCUCUCAAGCAUUUUUGUGGUGGUGCAAUGGGUGUCUUCACAACACAAACCCUUCUGAGUUCACUUGGAGUCUCCAGAAACACUGCAGCUCCUGGGGCCGUUGCAAUAAAUUGGAUUCUCAAGGACGGUUCUGGUCGGGUUGGAAAAAUGUUAUUUGCUCGACAAGGGAAGAAAUUUGAUUGUGAUCUUAAACAGCUUCGUUUUGCUGGAGAUCUCCUAAUGGAGUUGGGUGCCGGUGUAGAAUUAGCAACUUCAGCUUUUCCACAUCUUUUUUUGCCUUUAGCUUGUGCUGCUAAUGUCGUGAAGAAUGUUGCUGCUGUGACUUCAACAUCAACUAGGACUCCCAUAUACAAGGCAUUUGCUAAAGGAGAAAACAUUGGAGACGUCACUGCUAAGGGGGAGUGUGUAGGAAAUAUUGCUGACCUGCUUGGCACAGGAUUGAGCAUUAUGCUUUCAAGAAGAAAUCCGUCUCUAGCAACCACUUUCACUCUCCUUUCCUGUGGAUACAUCUUCAGUUCAUACCAAGAGGUAAAAUCAGUUGUAUUACAUACACUAAAUGGUGCAAGAUUAACCGUGGCAAUAGAUUCCUUUCUCAAGACAGGAAAGGUACCAACUUUGCAAGAGGGGAAUACGAUGGAAAACAUAUUCAGUUUCCCAUGGUCAAGAGAAAGACCAAUAGUCCUUGGGCCAAGAUUUAAAGAGGCAUUCCAAGAUCCAAGCUCAUACAUUGCAGUGAAACCUAUAUUUGAAAAGGAAAGAUACAUAGUGACUUAUAAUCAAUCAAAAGGUAACAUCUAUGCUUUGCUGAAGGAUCAAGCAAAAUCAGAUGACGUCUUGAAGGCUGCAUUUCAUGCUCAUGUACUUCAUUACAUCAUUCGUUCAGCAAGACAACUUAAAUCUUCUUCGAUAGUUGAUCAAGAAAAUAACAAGAUAUUUGCACCUUGUGCUGCUGAUAUUGAAGCCCAUAUUGCUGAAUCUCAUAAGUUGGUUACAGCUUUAUACGGGCCUUUUAAGAGCAAAGCUACAGAACAGGGGUGGGUGAUGUCUGAAUCACUUCUUAAUCCAGGACGAGCACGGAUUAUAGAUGUGGUUAACUGAGGAGUUGGUCUUAUUAUCCCAUUCUUCCCUUUAUAUAUAAGAUAUGGGUUGUGCUUUUUGUAGCGACGGAAUUUUCAAAAUGGUUUGAUUUUUAUUUAUCAAAAAGAAGUUGUAUGUAUUUAUUUAUCUCGAGUUUAUUGAAAAGUUAAGGCGACUUGCAAUUAGUAUAGUAUAAUGAGCUUAUCUGAAAACACAUAUGUAUCUAGCUAGAUAUGUACCAGAAAAUACAUUUCUUCGGGUAAAAGGAGUUGUGGUCUGCUAGACACUUAAAAUCACAAACGUUUCCCUUGAGGCUCUUGUAUGAGGAGGAGGGGGGUUUGCUAUUAUAUAUUUUGCAAAGUGAGUCUAA
Impatiens glandulifera is the source of this 2034-nucleotide messenger RNA. Its product is annotated as protein root UVB sensitive 6-like. NCBI's taxonomy places the organism in Eukaryota, Viridiplantae, Streptophyta, Magnoliopsida, Ericales, Balsaminaceae. The record is from RefSeq and is a predicted model, not a curated record. Bases 135 to 1685 code for a protein of 516 amino acids. The transcript is spliced from 13 exons.